Messenger RNA from Penicillium crustosum, 501 nucleotides. RefSeq lists its product as uncharacterized. Lineage: Eukaryota; Fungi; Ascomycota; Eurotiomycetes; Eurotiales; Aspergillaceae. Bases 1 to 501 code for a protein of 166 amino acids. The transcript has a single exon. The record is from RefSeq and is a predicted model, not a curated record.
AUGCCCACCGACAGGCCCCGGGGGACCUCGCCGGCACCAGGACCCCCCGGGAUGAUGCCCCCGGGCCUUGCGCCUCGUGCCUCGGGCUCGGCCGCCCGCCUCGCGCGCCCCCCUUCAACCACCCACUCCGUCCGCCGGAGCGGCCAACUCCCCCGCCCGCGCCAACUGGCACCCCAUGCCCCCUUCCCCAUCCCCCCUCUGUGGGGCCCGAAGCCCCGCCGGCGGCCCCCUCACCCCGGGGCUGAGGGACUGAGGACCGCCCGUGGCGCGUGGUGGCGUGGCCGGCGGGGCGCCGGAGGGUCCUGCUGCGAGGGUCCUGCUGCGAGGGUCACCCUGCCAGGGCCCCCACUGUCAGAUCCCCCGCCGCCCCGGCACUCACACAACGCAACGCAACCACAGUCACGGAUCCUCAAUCCCCCAACCCCGGACCGCUGGGCCCAGGUCGCUUCUACACAGACUCACCGACCCCAUUUGGGGUGUAAAAAUCCAAAAUGCAGUUAA